GACGUCCUGAUGCAUUAUACCCGUAUCCGUGCGGAAGCCAAUUCGCGAUUAGUACGCCUAAACUACGUACGAAGACUUAGAAUCUACUCUUACUGGUGGUGGCUUGCAUCAUGACCCUUUGAUCCUUUUGACUGAUUGAAACUACUAAACCUCUUUCAUCUCUCUUACAGACAGGCAGCACUAUAUUCGACUCGGCGCGCGUGUACAGCAAGGAUUGUUUCACGACCAGCUCUUUUUGAUUCGCUCACUACAAGGGCGGUACACGAGUUUCUGAUAUAUCCAUCUCAUAAGUACACCUAGAAAUCAGUCUCACAUCUCUAUAUCCUCUCCUCUCCCUCCUCUCCCUCAGCAUCUCAACCUCUCUUCCCUUUCUUCCACAUGCGAAUCUUCCUCAGUCGCCUCUUCGCCAAAAGAGCAACCUACCAAUCAGCCGCAACAGCGUCUCGAAGGACCACCGCUACUCGCACAUUAUCCACCGGAUCCAUGUCUGCAAUCCUCUACGCUGCAACGGUAGCCACACCGUCCACCGCGAGCGAGCGGCCAUCAGAUGAAAUCACAAAAGCAAAAGCAUGGCACGCAAAGACCGGAGGAUUUGAAAAUCCCUGGGAAUCAUGGACUACACUUUCCGUCUGGCGCAUUGUCGGCGGUAUGCUUUCGAGACGGUUAAGUGGAAGAGCCAACCACCCGGACACAACACCACCGACUGUUCCAGUGACGAAACCCAGUUUUCUUGAUUCUCGUACUGGACAGACGAGUCUUCGCGCCACUUGGCUUGGUCAUGCGUGUUACUUGGUUGAAUUCCCUUCUGGAUUACGAGUUCUCUUCGAUCCGGUUUUCACAGAGCGAUGCUCGCCGUUUAGUUGGUUAGGGCCGAAGAGAUAUACUGAGAUGCCAUGUCAGAUCAAGGAUAUUCCCAAGAUUGACGCUGUGGUUAUCUCUCAUAACCACUACGAUCACUUGUCUCAUCCUACAAUCAUGGAGAUUUCUGAGCUUCACCCCGAAUGUCAUUUCUUCGUUCCGCUAGGAAAUAAGAAAUGGUUUACUGCGUGCGGAAUCAGUAAAUGUACCGAGUUGGAUUGGUGGGAUGAAGUCGAAUUCAACCUCAAGCCUGCUGAGGCAGCCGGUGCAGGCCAGGAAAAGACAACCGCUGCGUCAGAAAUCUCAGUCACAACCAGCAGCGCCGACGAAGCAAGUCCUUCAUCAUCACCAGCGGGAGCCAUGUCUGCCCGUAUCUCGUGUCUACCCUGCCAACAUACAUCCAGCCGGUCCAUUAACGAUCGAGCGGCUACGCUAUGGGCCAGCUGGUCGGUCGCUUCAGGCGGCAAAUCCGUCUGGUUUGGCGGCGAUACAGGAUAUCGUACGGUGCCUAAGUCGUCCGAGGGCGAAGAUGACUGGGCUGAGCAAUACUCGCAUCUCCCGCAUUGUCCGGCGUUUGCCGAUAUUGGUCGACUGCGUGGACCAUUCGAUCUCGGGCUGAUCCCUAUCGGCGCCUACAUGCCGCGCUGGAUCAUGUCGCCCAUGCAUGCCAACCCGCGCGACGCUGUGGAGAUUUUCCGUGACACAAAAUGCCAGAAGGCCUUGGGAAUGCAUUGGGGGACUUGGGUCUUGACUGAGGAAGAUGUGCUCGAACCACCGAGAUUAUUGAAGGCUGCUUUGAAACAUCACGAUAUUGAAGAGACUGGCGUCUUUGAUGUCGUUGAUAUUGGCGCGUCAAAGGAGUUCUGAGUUUACAGCUCUCGCAAACAAGUUUAAUAUCGCAUUUCUGCAGCUUUGAUUGUCAUGAACUUGUACAAAUUAUUCCCAUUUAGGUUAGCAAAAGAGGAUGUAGAUGUCGACAUUAAACUCUCA
Exophiala mesophila is the source of this 1848-nucleotide messenger RNA. RefSeq lists its product as uncharacterized. The transcript has a single exon. NCBI's taxonomy places the organism in Eukaryota, Fungi, Ascomycota, Eurotiomycetes, Chaetothyriales, Herpotrichiellaceae. Gene Ontology annotation, molecular function: N-acylphosphatidylethanolamine-specific phospholipase D activity; zinc ion binding. Gene Ontology annotation, cellular component: cytoplasm; membrane-bounded organelle. Gene Ontology annotation, biological process: N-acylethanolamine metabolic process; N-acylphosphatidylethanolamine metabolic process. Bases 379 to 1725 code for a protein of 448 amino acids. The record is from RefSeq and is a predicted model, not a curated record.